AUGGGCUGCAGUACUUCCAACACGGUUGAUGAAGUGCAGCCAUCAAACAAGGAGUUGCAGAGCGGCCAGGAAACCAAGACCCGGGAGCGGAAAAGGCAAGAGUCAUCACAAAUUCUUGAGGAGCUUAAAAUGCAGGGAAUCAUUAAGGGCCAAAGCACACCUUUUGGAAAUGAAGAAGCACCUGAUAACAUGAGAGAAGCCCUACUAAGAAAACCACCAGCCAGGCUGGAAAAGCUUGAUAUCAAAAUAAAAGAAGUGAAUGAUCUGACCCUGGAGGACAUUCAGAAUUCUGCUGAAGAGAAAGAAAAGACUGCAGAACAACUGAACCAAAGACUACAGAGUGAGAGAUUUUCUCCAGCAACUGCUCACCAAAACAUAACUCAGCUAAAUGAAUCCUGUUAUUUAACCGCAGAAGGUGGAAACGGGACCAACAGUAGUGAGCCUUUAUCAUUAGAUCCAGAGGACGAAGAAUCUGCAGUAGAAAUUGUAAAUGGCAAUUUUGAAGACUUUGCUGUUGUGGAGUCAGAUACAACUUAUAACUGUUCAAUUGAAGCAUUCUAAAAAAGAAAAAAAAAAGUUUAUUUCAAAUACAUUCAGCUCUUGAAACAGAGGACUGAGGAUUGCUUAAUGAAAAGAUGGUGGGGGGAACCCCAACAGAAACAAAACAAAAAGAAGGAAGAACUUCUUCACAGUUAGAGUGACCAAGGUCUGGAACGGGCUCCCAAGGGAGGUGGUGCUCUCCCCUACCCUGGGGGUCUUCAAGAGGAGGUUGGAUAUGCAUCUAGCUGGGGUCAUCUAGACCUAGCACUCUUUCCUGCCUAUGCAGGGGGUUGGACUCGAUGAUCUAUUGAGGUCCUUUCCAACCCUAACAUCUAUAAAUCUAUGAAAAAACACAUUUCUUCAGUUUAAUGUGCUGGGAUAGCUGCACUGUUCCCUUUUAACCGCAUAAACCAAACCUUCCUUUGGUACACAGGUAUGGCAUUUCCUUAAUUUCUGCCAUGAAGAGAAGACAAACAUUACAGGAUCUGCUUCAAGACAAUCUGUUAUGAGACCCUGCUUCUUUCUCAAUCUCCCUGCUCUUGAUUAAGACAGCUGGCCACCUUAGCAGUCAGCACCUCAGUGAAGCGUACAGUCAGCAUCCCCAACCUUGUUCUAAGAUCAAACACUAAUCACCAUUCAGUAUUAGCCAAGACCAGCAACCUAGAUCCUGCCACAUGCCCUGUGCUAAAGCCUCGCACUGAAGAACCUGAUGUGGGGUAGGGUAGGCUGCUACUGUUCAUGAUGAUGAUGAUGAUGAAAUGAUACGUGCUGUCGGUACUUACUGAGUAGAUAUCCACAGAUUCUUCACCUGGUUAUCAGGGCCAAACUCCCUUCCACCUUUUUUCUUGGACAUACAUCCUUGUGCAAGAUCCUCCCUGCAGCUCUCCCUCUUAAAAACUUGCUGGAGUUUUUUUCCCCCUCAGUAGCUAAUUAGUCACAGGUUGAAGCUAAGCCAGGAGUGGGCAAUUAUUUUGGGCAGAGGGCCGCUUACUGAGUUUCAGCAAGCCAUAGAGAGCUCUAUGACAGGCAGCCCAGGGCAGAUUAAUAUUAAUUUUCAAAUUUUUUUAGGGGCCCUGCGGGCCAGAUAGAAUGGCCUGGCAGGCCACAUCUGGUCCCUGGGCUGCAUUUUGCCCCUUAAAGGGCCAUCAAUUCUCCCCUGUGACAACAGGCUUACAACCCAAUUUUAAUUGUGACAAAAUAGGAUCAUCAUGACCCAAGUCCUUACAGCACAGCUUUGAUGUUUUCAUUAAAGUUACAUUUUAAACUAGCUGGCUUCUUUGAAGGUUACCUGCAAGGAUUUCAGUGAGAAGUUGGUGGCUUGGCAAACAGAUGUAAAAGGAAGUCAACACAUUAGGGCAAUAUGGAAACAUGGAGGAAGGAGCCAGAAACUAAAGGACAAAAGUUAUGGCUAAGAGAGCUCUAGGUUAGUCCAAUUGAAUGGGAGAAAAGGCCAGACUAGGUUAGAGCCCUGAUAAGCAAGAUGUUUGAACUUGAGGUGCAGGAUGUGGGGGAGGUGGGGAUGGUCCAGAGAAGGGAUUUGGAUGGUAGGCAUACCAUGGCUUGAAGCACAGAAGAUGGUUUGGGGGCAGAACCCUGCCCAGACUGGAGGGAAGCAGUGUGAGUGUGAAGAGCAUUAGAAAGAGGCUUCUUGGGUUUGGGGAUAGUUAGGGCACAGAUAAGUAAUCUAGCUGCUGCCAUGAGAAGGAGAGAGGAACAUUGUUCCAUUUUUAUUGCAUCUGGUAGUGGAGGGAGGUUUGGUACUCACCUGAAGAAGCAGUAUUGCCCAAUUCAAGAAAUUCACAAAUGUGAA
Molecule: messenger RNA, 2350 nt
Organism: Alligator mississippiensis (American alligator)
Lineage: Eukaryota; Metazoa; Chordata; Crocodylia; Alligatoridae
Exons: 4
Coding region: 1-561 (186 amino acids)
Source: RefSeq, a predicted model, not a curated record